UUGUUGUGGCUGUUGAUUAUAACAACUUUUUUUUAAUAGGUCUUCUCACAAAUUUUAUUAUUGCUUACUAUUAAUUUUCAACAUUCAACUGGCCAACAAGAAUUCCCAUCUCCUGCACAAUCUCACACUGGGCUACAACAUCCAUGACAACUAUUGGAGCACUUUACGCACUUCAGAUGCCUUGCUGGACAUGCUCUCCACUGGAGAAGCCAAUGUCCCCAACUACAGUUGUGGAAGGAAGGAGAACCUUCUGGCUCUUCUUGAUGGAGCCAAGAGGGAGAUCUCCAUCCAGAUGUCAACAUUAGGAGGCACCUACAAAGUCCCACAGAUCAGUCAUGACAUUGCUUCAGAGGCUCUGAGUGAUAAAAGGAAAUUCCCCUUUUUCCACAAAAUGUUCCCCAAAGAAGGGAUCCAGUACCCAGCAACUGUCCAACUGCUCCUCCAUUUCAGAUGGACCCUGAUUGGCCUUUUUGCUUCAGACACAGAAAAUGGAGAGAAUUUCAUGAGGAUUUUUCCUCCUGUGCUUGUCAGGAAUGGAAUUUGUGUUGUUAUAUCACAACUGUUCUCAACAACUGGAUACACAACAGCCCCAGGGAUUCCCUCUCUAAGUGGAGACAAGUCAACGUCUUUGUUCACUUAA
Messenger RNA from Pantherophis guttatus, 640 nucleotides. Lineage: Eukaryota; Metazoa; Chordata; Lepidosauria; Squamata; Colubridae. The record is from RefSeq and is a predicted model, not a curated record.